This is a messenger RNA of Gastrolobium bilobum, 1803 nucleotides long. RefSeq lists its product as uncharacterized. The record is from RefSeq and is a predicted model, not a curated record. Lineage: Eukaryota; Viridiplantae; Streptophyta; Magnoliopsida; Fabales; Fabaceae. The transcript has 19 exons. Gene Ontology annotation, cellular component: nucleus. Gene Ontology annotation, molecular function: dGTPase activity. The coding region runs from base 128 to 1537 and encodes 469 amino acids. Gene Ontology annotation, biological process: dGTP catabolic process.
UUUUGUUUUCGAUUUGUGUCUCUCGACAAAGAAGCAUUAUUGAGAACUGAACAGUGAACAAACAAAGAAGCAUUAUAUGAGAAAGUGAAUACUCUGUUAUCUCUGAUACCACAAACAAAGAUUAGGCAUGGGUGCUUAUUGCAACGGCGACGUUUCGUUGCCUCCUUCCUCUGAUAUCAGGCUUCACAAGCACGUUCACGACAACCUCCAUGGCAAUAUUUUUCUCGAUCCUCUCAGUUUGAAGUUCAUAGACACUGAGCAGUUUCAGAGGCUUCGCGAGUUGAAACAACUUGGUUUCACGAACCUGGUUUAUCCAGGUGCUGUGCAUUCCAGAUUUGAGCAUUCUCUUGGUGUGUAUUGGCUUGCUGGUCAAUGUGUUGAAAAGCUUAAAUCUUAUCAGGGCACGGUGCUUGGUAUUGAUAGAUUUGAUAUUCAAACAGUGAAACUUGCAGGACUUAUGCAUGAUGUGGGACAUGGGCCUUUCAGUCACUUGUUUGAACGCGAGUUUCUACCCCAAGUUAUCAGUGGUUCUCAUUGGUCGCAUGAACAAAUGUCUGUCAAUAUGGUUGAUUAUAUGGUUGAUGAACACAAUAUUGAUGUUGACCCUCAGAUGAUAAGAAGAGUCAAGGAGAUGAUACUGGCGAGCUCUGAGUUUGCUCUUCCUAGGAGCUCAAGUGAGAAAGGUUUCUUGUAUGAUAUUGUUGCAAAUGGACGGAAUGGAAUUGAUGUUGACAAAUUCGAUUAUAUUGGCCGGGACUGUCGAGCUUGUGGUCUGGGAUGCAACUUUCAAUAUCAGAGGUUAUUUGAGACCAUGCGGGUAUUGGACGAUGAGAUAUGUUAUCGUGCUACGGAAUAUCUUACCAUCCACAAGUUGUUUGCCACUCGUGCUGAUCUGUAUAGAACAGUUUAUACACAUUCAAAAGUAAAGGCAAUAGAGCUUAUGGUGGUUGAUGCACUUGUUCAGGCAAAUAAUUAUUUGGAGAUUUCAUCUCACAUUCUAAAUCCUUCUGAAUACUGGAAGCUAGAUGACUCAAUAAUUAAAACCAUUGAGACAGCUCCAAAUCAAGAGCUAAAGGAAGCCAGGGAGUUGAUCCUGCGCAUUCGAAGGAGGAAUCUGUACCAGUUUUGUAAUGAGUAUGUUGUACCAAAGGAUAUGUUGGACAAUUUUAAGAAAGUCACUGCCCAAGAUAUUGUUUGUUCCCAGAAGAGUGGCGGAGUUAUGCUGAAAGAGGAGGAUGUAGCUGUUUGUAAUGUCAAAAUUGAUUUUACUCGUGGAAAGCAUAAUCCUCUGGAAAGCAUCAACUUUUUCAAGGAAAGUGAAAGUGAUGAGAAAUUUCAAAUACCUGAUGACCGUAUAAGCCACUUGCUGCCCACAUAUUAUCAAGAUAUGAUAGUUAGGGUGUACUCCAAAAAGCCAGAACUGGUGGAGGCAAUUUCAGAGGCUUUUGAAAAUUUUCAGUUAAAAACAUAUGGGAUCAAAGCCCAGGUACAUUCAACACCAGAGAAGAAGAAGCGUCGUUACAAUUCAUGUAUAUGAUGGCUAUCUCUUUUGUUUUAUUAUUAUUAUCUUGGGCUCUCUUCAUUCUUCCCCCUAUUUGGUGAUCUGCUUCUUUUCCUUCUCAUUUAAGUAUAUAAGUACUUAUAUUUUCCACAAUUGAAAUAUAGUUUGGGUCAUAGCAGCUGUCUUUGUUUGAAAGAUGGUGUUAUUUCCACACCAGAAACGAAUGAUACACACUUUGAAGCCUGUAAUUAAGCUUACCAAUAUCAAAAACUUAAUUACAUGUAUAUCAGUUAAUUUUUCAA